Molecule: messenger RNA, 1326 nt
Organism: Angiostrongylus costaricensis
Lineage: Eukaryota; Metazoa; Nematoda; Chromadorea; Rhabditida; Metastrongylidae
Source: the annotation of a GenBank genome assembly
AUGGUCUACCAGUCAUUGUACGUUAGCCUUGCUAGUCCAGAUGAGUAUCGUCUACUCUCUGAUCUUCGACACAACUACGAUCCUUACGAGCGUCCUGUCGCUAAUUCCUCUGAGCCAUUAGUUGUAAGCGUUAAAAUAUAUCUACAACAAAUUUUGGACGUUGACGAAAAGAAUCAAGUGAUUACUCUCGUCGCAUGGAUAGAAUAUCAGUGGACAGAUUAUAAGCUGAAAUGGCAUCCAUCUGAAUACGGUGGUAUUAAAGAUAUUCGUAUACCAGGUAAUGCAAACGCAAUAUGGAGACCCGAUGUGCUUCUGUAUAACAGUGCUGAUGAAAAUUUCGAUUCAACAUAUCCCGUUAACUAUGUGGUCAGUCAUACUGGCCACGUGCUGCAAGUCCCUCCUGGAAUACUCAAACUCUCGUGCAAGAUCGACAUCACCUAUUUUCCAUUUGACGAUCAAAUGUGCCAUUUAAAGUUUGGUUCGUGGACCUAUAGUGGAAAUUUCAUUGAUUUACGCAUUAAUGGGCCCGAGGGAAUGAACAUAUCCGAGCAGGGCAUGGACAUAUCAUACUAUGUUGAGAAUGGAGAGUGGAAUUUACUGGGUUUGUCUGAUUAUUGUUAUAGUGUUAUAUUUUACGAUCCAUAUCCUUCCAUAUAUUUUUAUCUUAUCAUUCAAAGAAGAACACUGUACUACGGUCUGAAUUUGAUCAUUCCCUCACUUUUGAUAUCGCUCAUGACUGUUCUUGGAUUCACUCUGCCUCCGGAUGCUGGCGAAAAAAUUACUUUGGAGAUUACUAUUCUUCUCUCAGUGUGUUUUUUUCUUAGUAUGGUUGCUGACAUGACUCCACCCACAUCAGAAGCAGUGCCAUUAAUUGGUGCAUUCUUUUCGUGUUGCAUGUUGGUCGUAUCAGCGUCCGUUGUGUUCACAGUACUUGUGCUUAACCUACACAAUAGAAAACCGGAAACUCACGAGAUGAGCCCAUUCUUACGUGACUGCUUGUUGAUUUGGCUUCCUUGGAUUCUAAUGAUGCGUCGACCAGGCACUACUGUGUUCAACCGCAAGGAAAUAAAAGUGCGAAUAUUUUUUACUCGAGAACUCUUAAAUAACCUCAAGGAAAACAUUCUGCGGAGAUAUAAAAAUGUUUCUAAAAUACUUGUUGGUUUCAAAUCAAACUCAAUGGACUACUUUUUAAAGGACGAGCAAGCAGAGAAUGAUUGGAAGUUCGCAGCAAUGGUGGUGGAUCGGUUGUGUUUAUUCAUAUUUACAAUAUUUAUCGUUGUUUCAACUUGUGGAAUUAUGUUUAGUUCUCCACAUCUGAUCGCCUAG